AUGGCCAAAAAUAUUGCAUUCGAUGACCUUCCGUUACGCAAAAAUGGGCCUCGAGGUAAUGCGUGGGGCUUGUUCGGCGAGAAGGAUGAGUGUGGAAUGUUGAAUCUUCUCACUCCAGAGAGAAUCAGUGCUGCUUCAAGAGAAAUUACAGACGGCGUCCGUAUUCCCACCGAUUUGCCGUUGGAUUUCAUGUCCAAGCCGUGCUUCGGACGCGCCGCCUUCCACCAGAACAUCAAAAACAAAGCACCUCGUUCUGUCAACGAUGACACCCUUCAAUUCAAUACCCAGAUAAGUUCUCAAUGGGACGGCUUCAGGCAUUACGGAUACCAGGAGACAAAGCAAUAUUUCAACGGAUAUAUCCUUGAAGAUUUACUGUCUACCAAGGUCAAUGGAAUCCAUGCAUGGGUUGAGAAUGGAGGCAUAGUAGGACGCGGCGUGCUAUUGGACUUUGCUUCAUGGGCAGAGGCCAACAAUGUCUCAGUCAAUCAUUUUUCCACACAUGCUAUUCCAGUCAAUAUUUUGCAAGAAAUCGCAGCACACCAAGGAACCGAGCUAAGAAGAGGGGAUAUCCUCUUUAUACGGUCGGGGUGGAUUAAGGCCUUUUCCCAAUUGUCCGAGGACAAGGCUGUAGCUCUGGCAGAAAUUCCGUCACCUCCAGCUGUCGGUAUAGAGUCAUCUGAGGAAACUUUACGUUGGCUGUGGAAUACAGGAUUUGCAGCCGUUGCAGGCGAUAUGCCGAGCAUGGAAGCAUGGCCAUGUCAAAACACAGAGUUCUGGCUUCAUGAGUGGCUCCUAGCUGGCUGGGGUAUGCCAAUAGGAGAGCUGUUCGACUUAGAACGUUUGAGCGAGGAAUGUAAAAAGCGUAAGAGGUGGUCCUUCUUUUUUAGCAGCAUGCCACUCAGAGUUCCUGGGGGAGUCGCGAGCCCGCCUAAUGGUGUUGCCAUCAUGUAG
Molecule: messenger RNA, 951 nt
Organism: Penicillium angulare
Lineage: Eukaryota; Fungi; Ascomycota; Eurotiomycetes; Eurotiales; Aspergillaceae
Exons: 3
Coding region: 1-951 (316 amino acids)
Molecular function (GO): arylformamidase activity
Source: RefSeq, a predicted model, not a curated record